This is a messenger RNA of Lasiosphaeria miniovina, 1590 nucleotides long. RefSeq lists its product as uncharacterized. The transcript is spliced from 4 exons. The coding region runs from base 212 to 1510 and encodes 432 amino acids. The record is from RefSeq and is a predicted model, not a curated record. Gene Ontology annotation, biological process: zinc ion transmembrane transport. NCBI's taxonomy places the organism in Eukaryota, Fungi, Ascomycota, Sordariomycetes, Sordariales, Lasiosphaeriaceae. Gene Ontology annotation, cellular component: plasma membrane. Gene Ontology annotation, molecular function: zinc ion transmembrane transporter activity.
GGUACAACAUUUAGAACUAGAGCACCCGCAAUCGACGCUGCACACCAGCACGAUAUACAUCACACCGUUUCCAACAAAUCUGGCAUUUGCAGCAAGCCAAUGUCCGGUACCCAGCGUGACCCCGAAUCCCUGGCGUAUCUCGGCGACAAAGACCUCGGAAACCGCAUCCGCUACGGAACAGCGACAGUGUCGGACGUACUACACGCGUGAAAUGUUUUGUGGGUUAAUUCCGUGUUCCUUCAAGACCGCAGAAUCGGUUCCAACUUUGCACGGGACCAAUGACGGGUUUCUAUCCAUAAAGACCGUAGCAGUCCUAGACUGUCUAGGCUCUCAUGAGAUCCCCGAGUUAAGCCAAAGCUCCGUCCACAAUGCAGCAGCCUCCGAGUCUCCACGCGAUAGCCCCAACCCGAAUAUCCAACCACAUGUCUGCGAACAGUCACGCCGCCACUUCGAUGUUAGCGUGCAGGUGGGCCUCAUGAAAAUCAUGCUCGUGACCAGCGUUCUUGGUAAUGGCCCCACUAGACAACCAGCGCAUCACUCAGCUAACACCACAGGCGCCCUUUUCCCAAUCUUGAUGGCUCCGAGGGUGGAGCUGCAGAACAUCGAACAACUCCGACGCGAGGGUAUCAACGUUCUCUCCGGCGCCGUCAUUAUUGAUCACCUUGUCGAAGUUAUUCACCUGGCGAGGGGUGGCUGUAUGAGCCCGUCCUUGUACAACCUUAUAAUUUGCGCAGCCUUCUUCACCGGCGUAUUUCUGUGCGACUUGGUUGUUACCUGGCUGAGUCCAGUCUUGAAACUGCCGGCCCGCUUGCUCAUCCCAGUCUGGGGCUUGGUACUGGGCUCCUGGAGCUUUCUGCGUGGACUCUGGUCAAAGCUGAAGCCUUCUAGCUGGUUUGCGCCAGAGGCCACCCGCGCGCCACCCAUCGUUGAGGGAGAUAGACAGUUGAGCGACGUCUUGGCCCUCGAAGCCAGUGCUUUUCUUCAUUCAGUCUUGCUCGGAGUCAAUCUCAUUCUCUUCGGGGACAACUCUUUGCAUACAUAUUUCACUGUUAUCGUCUUCCACCAAUUCAUCGAAGGCAUUGAAUUAGGCGCAUUCGUCGACUCGUCGGGCCAGAAUGGAGAGGAUCUCUCGAUGCGCCGGAAGGUUGGCCAUGCGCUAGCCUUUGCGUUGAUGGCGCCACUUGGCAUGACCGUUGGAGUGGUGAUCAAGUUUUUCUACAGCGGCAGCAACUCCUCCAUUGAGGUUUCUACAGAUCUCUUGCGUGGUCUGGUUGCAGGCGUCCUGGCGUGGCUAGUGCUGUCAAGAUGUGAGAGCAGUGGCGACUGGUGGGACAUGAAAAGGUUAGUCUCCGGCAGCCCCUUGCGCACAGUCAUAGGCUUGCUAGUCCUGGUGAUCGGAAUGGCAUGGAGGAGUGUUUUGGGGAAAGUGCUUCAGUGGGUUGUUGAUUCCCCGUACUGGAGAAGAGAUACUGGAGCGAGCUUUUGGGCAAGGGGUUUGAUGGGUCGGUAAUUUUGGAUAGAUACUAGCGGCAUCGUUUAGCAAGUAGCGGAUUCGAGCAGUAUUUGGGAAUACAUUCAGCGGAUUGCUCA